AUGGCCGAACCCAUGGUCAUCCUCUACCCAACAACCUGUCUCAUCUUGUCAGCCAUAUUCCUCGUCUUCCGAAACCGAGCCUCAAUCAUCUACUAUCUGACCCGCUGUGCUCAAUGGUUUGAUUCUGAAAACCACUACGUCGGACUACAUAUUCAAACAGACGAUACUGAAUGUGACUCCGAACCAGACUACGAGCCAAACCCCGAAGAUCUCGAAAAUCAAUGGAAAGAAAAAGAAAAACCAACAAAAAUGCACAGUCCCACCCCACCAUCCCCAAGCGACAACGACAACUACUCCACCACCCCCUCCUACCCAUCAUCAAUAUCAACCGACGAUCCGAGCUUCCCCGCAUCAAGCCCCAGAACCCCGCUGGAGAGGUAUUUCGAUCCGGAGACGGGGGAAAUCUACCCGCAGGUGCUGGAGCCGCCGACGCCGACGUGGGAAGUGGAGUUGAGGACGCGGAUUGAGAGGGGGGUUGGGUUGGAGGCGUCUUGGGAUCGGGCGGUUGACUGUAUGGUGGGGUUGUUUGUGGGGUUGCAUGUUUAG
Messenger RNA from Aspergillus oryzae RIB40, 546 nucleotides. RefSeq lists its product as uncharacterized. The record is from RefSeq and is a predicted model, not a curated record. The transcript has 2 exons. Bases 1 to 546 code for a protein of 181 amino acids. Lineage: Eukaryota; Fungi; Ascomycota; Eurotiomycetes; Eurotiales; Aspergillaceae.